GAGGAGCACCUGCACCACCACGGGCACCACCACGGGCACCCACAUGAGGAGGAGCACGUCCGGGCGCCCAGUGGGCACCACCAGGCCGGCCGCUGCCUGCUGUGGGCCUGCAAGGCUUGCAAGAGGAAGACCACCAAUGCCGACCGCCGUAAGGCUGCCACCAUGAGGGAGCGGCGGCGGCUCAGCAAGGUCAAUGAGGCCUUUGAGACCCUCAAGCGCUGCACCUCCCCCAACCCCAACCAGCGCCUGCCCAAAGGGGAGUACCCAGUGCUGGAGCACUACAGCGGGGAAUCGGAUGCCUCCAGCCCCCGCUCCAACUGCUCCGACGGCAUGAUGGAGUACAGCAGGCCUCCUUGCAGCUCUCGCAGAAGAAACAGCUAUGACAGUAGCUACUACACAGAAUCACCAAAUGAUCCAAAGCAUGGGAAGAGUUCUGUUGUUUCCAGCCUCGAUUGCCUCUCAAGCAUUGUAGAGAGGAUUUCCACAGAUAACUCCACAUGUCCUAUACUGCCUCCAGUGGAAACUGUUGCUGAAGGGAGUCCCUGUUCCCCCCCUGAAGGAGCGAGUCUGAAUGAUAGCGGAGCCCAAAUUCCUUCCCCCACCAACUGUACCCCACUUCCCCAGGAUAACAGCAGCAGCAGCAGCAACAACCCUAUCUACCAAGUGCUAUAAGGCAGGUCCAGCUGGACUGCACUGAAAACAAAUUGCUCCGUUCAGCCAAGCUCCGAGACCUGCCUUCUAAGACUGAAAAGACUUCUCAAGACUUGUUCCAGUUUUAAAAUAUCACUCAAAAUUCCCUCAAAUAUGUAACUUUUCAAACCUGUAUUACUUCAAAAUACUCCUAGUUAUUUAUUGGUUGUUAAACUAAAGUUAUUUAAUAUGUCUAGAGAUAAAAUUGUAUACCAUGAAAUGGCCAAUGUUUAAUCUGGGCUUUGGGGAAUAGGAACCUGGCUCUUGAAUGCAGAGGAGAAUGAAAUCUGUGACGGUAGUGCCAUGACAGAUCCUUCCUGUUACUCCUGUUCUGGCCAAAAUAA
This is a messenger RNA of Fulmarus glacialis (Northern fulmar), 1034 nucleotides long. RefSeq names its product myogenic differentiation 1 (gene MYOD1). Lineage: Eukaryota; Metazoa; Chordata; Aves; Procellariiformes; Procellariidae. The annotation marks the transcript as partial. The record is from RefSeq and is a predicted model, not a curated record. Gene Ontology annotation, biological process: positive regulation of myoblast differentiation; muscle organ development; regulation of transcription by RNA polymerase II. Gene Ontology annotation, molecular function: DNA-binding transcription factor activity, RNA polymerase II-specific; RNA polymerase II cis-regulatory region sequence-specific DNA binding; protein dimerization activity. The transcript has 4 exons.